AUGACGUCCAUGGCCGCAUCACUGCAGGCGUCGCUGCCCAAGCCGAAAUACACCGGAGAAGAUGAAGAGGCGCCGUCGCGGGCGCAGCAGCGCGGGCCCCGGAUCGUAGGGCCUGGCCAGCUGGACGAGACGCAAAUCGUGCUCAAGCGCAGCGGUCCUCCGCCGUACGGCCAGCGAGCGGGAUGGCGGCCUCGCUCGCAGGAGGACUUUGGCGACGGCGGUGCGUUUCCCGAGAUCCCCAUCGCCCAGUACCCUCUGGACAUGGGUAAGAAGGGCGCCAAGACGAGUAAUGCCCUGGCGCUUCAGGUCGACGCCGAGGGCAAGGUCAACGAGCCGGGAGAGAUUGAUCUGUCGCGUCCGGACAAGGAGUCGGUCGAAGCGACGACGGAGAGGACCAAGAACGCGCUGGCAGCUCUCGUCAGCGGAGCCGUGGCGGCGCAGAAGCCAAAGAACCUCAACAUCGGACAGCGAAAGGACCCGACCUUUGUGCGAUACACGCCGGCAAACCAGAUGGGCGACAACUCGAAGAAGCAGGACCGCAUCAUGAAGAUUGUCGAGCGGCAGCGAGAUCCCAUGGAGCCUCCGAAAUUCAAACACAAGAAGAUUCCCCGUGGCCCUCCGUCACCACCUCCGCCCGUCAUGCACUCGCCGCCGCGAAAGCUCACCGCCGAAGACCAAGAGAUGUGGAGGAUUCCGCCUCCCGUGUCAAACUGGAAGAACCCCAAGGGUUUCACGGUGCCACUGGACAAGCGCUUGGCGGCAGACGGACGAGGCCUGCAGGACAUAACAAUCAACGACAAGCACGCACAGUUUGCGGAGGCGAUCAAAAUGGCAGAGCGCCAUGCCCGAGACGAGGUUCAGCAGAGAGCCCUGAUGCAGCAGCGGCUGGCGGAGAAGGAAAAGGCGCAGAAGGAAGAGAACUUACGGGCCCUGGCCCAGAAGGCGCGGGAGGACCGAGCCGCAGCCAGUCGGCGGGGGAGAAGGGACUCCAGAGACUCUCGAGAUUCGCGGGAGUCAGUCUCUCGAUCCCCGUCACGGUCCAGCUACAGUGGCUCAGAGUCUGGAGGUUCCGAUAGCGAGGAUUCAGAAAUUCGGGCUCGAGAAAGGGCACGAAGAGAGAAGCGGAAGGAAGACGAGCGGAAACUGCGACAAACGCGAAUGGGCGCAGAGCGGCGUAUCCAGGUCAUGGCCCGGGAGCAAAAUCGAGACAUUUCCGAGAAGAUUGCUCUGGGCAUAGCCAAGCCUUCGCAGUCCAAGGAAACCAUGUACGACUCACGAUUAUUCAACCAGUCCAGCGGGUUUGACAGCGGGUUCAACGAGGACAACCCCUACGACAAGCCUCUUUUUGCGGCUCAAGAUGCCAUCAACAGCAUCUACCGGCCGCGAGCAAACCUGGACGACGAGGAUGCGGAAGCGGGUGACCGGGAGAUGGCCAAGAUUCAAAAGUCCAGCCGGUUCGGUGAGGCGCUGGGCAAGGGCACCUUUAAGGGGGCCAGCGAAGCAGAGGCACGAGAGGGGCCGGUGCAGUUUGAGAAGGAUGCCGCCGACCCGUUCAAUGUGGACAAAUUUUUGUCUGAGGUGGACCAGAACUCAUCUUCGAAGAGAGGGUACGGGCUGCAGGACGAAGAGAGGAGGGCCAAGAAGGCUCGCGUGGAGGAGGAUGACGAUUAG
This is a messenger RNA of Trichoderma citrinoviride, 1671 nucleotides long. RefSeq lists its product as hypothetical. The coding region runs from base 1 to 1671 and encodes 556 amino acids. Gene Ontology annotation, biological process: mRNA splicing, via spliceosome. Lineage: Eukaryota; Fungi; Ascomycota; Sordariomycetes; Hypocreales; Hypocreaceae. The transcript has 3 exons. Gene Ontology annotation, cellular component: spliceosomal complex. The record is from RefSeq and is a predicted model, not a curated record.